AUGCAAGAUAUUACAAAUAAUGAUAAUAAUAAUUCACAAGAUUCUGAUACUUCAGCUUUUACAAUUAAUGCAUUAUCAUCAAAAAGUAUUCAGUUUUCUCAUUUUAUUAGAAAACAAGACAUUAGUCAAAACACUUUAACUCU
Racocetra fulgida is the source of this 143-nucleotide messenger RNA. Lineage: Eukaryota; Fungi; Glomeromycota; Glomeromycetes; Diversisporales; Gigasporaceae. The record is from the annotation of a GenBank genome assembly.